CCCUCCCAUGUCCAUGUCCCCGCCCUCCACUAGCCUCCGCGCCUUGCGUCCAUGGCUGCCCCCAACCCACGCGCCCCGCCGCAGGCGGCUCCCCACACCCACCUCCUCUUCCGCCUCCGCCCACCGACCCUGGUCGGCAUCCCGCUUCCUCGCCUCCGUCUCGCGGCGCCGGCUGCCACGGCGACGUCGGCCGCGGCGGCGGCCGCCGCCGCCCCCGACGACAUCUCGCAGCUCAACUACCGCCUCCGCGCCGUCGUACGCCGCCGUGAAUCCACUGCCCGCGGCCCCUCGUCCUCCCCUGGCCCCGUUGGCCCCGCGCAGGCCGAAGCCUACCUCCGCAUGAUCCGCGAGCAGCAGCGGCUCGGCCUCCGCCAGCUCCGCGGGGAGGGGGAGAGCGACGGCGAAGAGGAAGACGACGGCGGCGGCGGGGAGAAGAGGAAGGGGAUGGCGGCGGGGAGCUCGCUGGGGCACCGGGUGGACCCGCGGGAGCUGGAGCCCGGGGAGUACGUCGUCCACAAGAAGGUCGGCGUCGGGAAGUUUGCCUGCAUCAGCGCCGAGCACGGCACCGACUACGUCUUCAUCCAGUACGCCGACGCCAUGGCCAAGCUCGCCGUCGACCAGGCCGCGCGCAUGCUCUACCGAUACAACCUGCCUCACGAGAAGAAGAGGCCACGGAAUUUGAGCAAACUGAAUGAUCCUUCUACUUGGGAGAAGAGGAGGCUAAAAGGGAAGCUUGCUGUUCAGAAGAUGGUUGUCAACUUGAUGGAAUUGUAUUUGCAAAGGAUGAGGCAGAGUAGACCUCCACACGCAAAGCCUGCGGCGAUGGAUGAGUUUGCUGCUGAGUUUCCUUAUGAGCCUACUCCAGAUCAAAGCCAGGCUUUUAUAGAUGUUGAGAAAGACCUGACGGAACGGGAAACACCAAUGGAUAGAUUGAUCUGUGGAGAUGUGGGUUUUGGCAAAACGGAAGUUGCAAUGCGUGCUAUAUUCACUGUUGUAUCUGCAGGAUAUCAAGCUAUGGUUCUCGCACCAACCAUAAUACUUGCCAAGCAACAUUAUGAUGUAAUAUCUGAGCGUUUUACCAACUAUCCUCAUAUAAAGAUUGCCAUAUUUAGUGGUGCUCAGAGCAAAGAGGAGAAAGAUGAGCUAAUAACAAAGAUUAAGAAUGGGGAUGUGCUCAUCAUUGUUGGAACUCAUGCUCUUCUUACAGAAAGGAUGGCCUAUAAUAAUCUUGGUCUCCUAGUGGUGGAUGAAGAACAAAAGUUUGGCGUCCAACAAAAGGAAAAGAUUGUAUCAUACAAGUCUUCUAUUGAUGUUCUUACACUCUCUGCAACACCAAUUCCACGUACUCUGUAUCUGGCUUUGACUGGUUUCCGUGAUGCAAGUUUGAUGUCUACACCACCUCCUGAAAGAGUUGCUGUAAAGACAUAUGUGACAGCAUUUAGCAAAGAAAGGGUUCUAUCAGCUAUCAAGUUUGAGCUGCAACGUGGUGGUCAAGUUUUCUAUGUUGUACCUCGAAUAAAAGCAAUAGACGAUGCGUUGCAGUUUCUCAAGGACUCUCUGCCAGACGUACCAAUUGCUGUUGCUCAUGGAAAGAAAGUGUCAAAGACCAUACAACUUUCUAUGGAAAAAUUUUCUUGCGGAGAAGUCAAAAUUCUUGUCUGCACACAUAUUAUUGAAAGUGGAAUCGAUAUUGCAAAUGCCAAUACAAUGAUUAUCCAAUGUGCUGAACUAUUUGGGCUCGCACAGCUGUAUCAGUUACGAGGAAGAGUAGGAAGAUCAGGCAGAGAAGGUUUUGCAUACCUCUUCUACACUGAUAAGUCUUUGCUCUCAAGGGUUGCAACGGAUAGACUUGGAGCUAUUGAAGAGCAUUCAGACCUUGGCCAAGGUUUCCAUGUUGCAGAGAAGGAUAUGGGUAUUAGGGGGUUUGGAAGCUUGUUUGGUGAGCAACAAUCCGGAGAUGUUGCAAAUGUCGGCAUUGAUCUAUUCUUUGAUAUGCUUUUUGAUAGCUUGUCAAAGGUUGAUCAAUUUUGUCUUGUACCCGUUUCUUACAAAGAUGUUCAGCUCGAUAUAAACAUUUCUCCACAUCUCUCCUCUGAAUACAUAAGUUACCUUGAAAAUCCAGUUGAGUUGCUCAAUGAAGCAGCAAAAGCUGCAGAGAAAGAUCUGUGGACCUUAAUACAGUUCACAGAAGAUCUUCAUCGACAAUAUGGAAAGGAGCCCCGUGAUAUGGAGUUGCUAUUGAAAAAGCUCUAUGUAAGGCGGAUGGCAGCAGAUCUUGGUAUCAGUCGGGUAUAUUCAUCUGGAAAAACUAUCCUCAUGAAAACAAACAUGAACAAGAAGGUAUUUAGGCUCAUGACAGAAGCAAUGACUUCUGAAACAUAUCGGAAUUCCCUAUCGUAUGCUGGAAAGGAAAUUAAGGUUCGCAGCCCAACUGUUAGUGGCUUAGUGCCCACAAGUCCUGUUCAAAUUCCACAUUGUCCAAUUGAUCAACGUUUAACAAAGCGAUGUAUUCCAUCAUCCAUCUUUGUAUUAACCAAGUGUCUGAUCUCUGAUGUACUGGAUGAAAGAGAGAUAAACAGGAAGCAACCUACUGCUCCAGACUCCAACUGACGGCCAGUUACCUACAGGGUACAGGGCAUAUUACCGAAACUUGACUAUUUCAUUGCUUGUGAGUUGUGGUCAUUGCUGAUUCCUUCUUUUCCAAAAGCCUUAAUACGAUAAAGAAAAUUGGCAGGGUCUGUUGCUGUUCAUUGUGUAGCGCCAAUGCACCUAUCAAUUAGGCAGGCCGUCAUGUCCAGUUUUAUCUACUGAUACUUUAUAGUGUUAUUGGUUUGAAAUUUUCCCUGUUGAGCAAUACCACAUAAAGAUAUACAUGCAUUAUCAAUUUAUUAUACAUGUAGCACAUAAAUUCCCUUUAUAGGUGUAUGUGGAGGAACUUGAUUUACCUUGUUGAUACCAUUUUGAAUAUUUCAUGUCCAUAUGUAUUUCCUUUUUGACAAGUGUGCUCUUUUCUAGGCUGAACUCCUCGUCAGUUUGCCAGACACACUACUUCUGAACUGGCUUUUCCACUGCUUAGCAGACUGCUAUGCUGUAAUACCAGCCCUUGUGAAGUACUAGAUUCUUCUUUCAUCAGAAGUGAAGGUUUUUGCCACCACCAUGAAAGGGAACGAACUGUCCAUGUUCGAAGAGAAUGGUCUAUCCGAGAAAGCAGCCUUGGCUAUUUGAUCAGUCUGCGAUGGAUGGUUCUUCCUUGCGGUGGUACCGGCGCUCAGGCUCUGGCAACCAAGGCAUGCCCAAUAAUACACAAUAUUGAUUCUAAAGAAGUCCAUCAAAGUUGUUAACAUGAACUAUACACAAACUGGAGGAUGCUCGAUGCGAAGCCGCAGAUUGAAUUUCAACACUCGCUGAUAACAAUGGUCGAUGGAUUGCCUGUCACGUAGUCACUACGUCGGAUGCAGCAUGACAUAGUUAAACCCAUCGGAAAGCUCCAAAGUUCAGAUUCUACCCGACAAAAUAGAUUAUAUUCAUUCUUCCAGUAUUUUUGACAGAUGAACCAUCAAAAUGUUGCCUGACUAACUGGUAGGUAGUGUUGUCGUUAACCAUGCACCAUUUGUUGAACAAAAUCAUUUGCUAUCAGAGGGGAACUUGGGGCCAAUUGGCCUGUAAGUCAAUAUAUUUGUUGUAAAUGUCUAUCCAAACAGAUAGUGACAGUGAUCUUAGUAGCUUUGUACAGAAAGUUGUGUAUUGUGGUUCAUUUUUUUGUAGCUUAGCAUAGAUGAUUCAUGAUUGAAAAAAAAAACAGCAGAGCCAUACUCUGAUCUGUAAGAAGGGAAAAUUUUCUUGGAAAAUUAGCUGCAUAUAAAUAGGAAAAUAGCAUUCAUUGUAAGAUCAA
Molecule: messenger RNA, 3892 nt
Organism: Phragmites australis (common reed)
Lineage: Eukaryota; Viridiplantae; Streptophyta; Magnoliopsida; Poales; Poaceae
Product: ATP-dependent DNA helicase At3g02060, chloroplastic-like
Exons: 15
Coding region: 52-2610 (852 amino acids)
Molecular function (GO): nucleic acid binding; ATP binding
Source: RefSeq, a predicted model, not a curated record